AUGUUGGCAAAUGUUAAACAAACGGGAUUCUCAAGCUCGGCGUCGCCUCAAGGCCUUUCAGGAGAAACUUCAGCAAUCAAAGCAGCAGUGUCCACAUUGAGCGCUGCUUCCGAUUCGGUGCAAGAAUCGGAUGUCAUUAAGGUAACCACUCACUUUUCUAAAAGGGCUGUUCCGAAUCAGGUUUUACUGGCAACCGCUCUUGUCGAAGCACAGACUAAGAACGGUGCUAACCAUCUGCUUAGAGUAUUAUUAGACCAGGGGUCGCAGGCAUCAUUUAUAACAGAGUCAGCGGUCCAGUUGCUCGGGCUUAAGAAAUUGCCUGCUAGAGGUGUUAUUUCAGGCAUAGGAGGUGAUGAGAGUGCUGUGGCUUCUAAGUUUAUAGUCUUCGUAACCAUCAAGUCACGCCAUGAUCCUAAUUUCAUUUAUCAAGUACGAGCAUUCGUUUUAGGCACCAUUACAACGUUGAUCCCUGGGGAGAAAAUAUCAGUACCAACUUGGCCUGAACUAGAUAGUUUAACACUGGCUGAUCCAGAGUACCACACUCCAAACAAAAUAGAUGUUUUGCUUGGAGCUGAAGUUUAUGGCCAGGUCCUUAGAGAAGGUCUAAUCAAACACUCUCCUGGAUCUUUGAUAGCGCAAAACACGUGUUUAGGUUGGAUUUUGUCUGGAGCCACACGAACAUUAGAUUUCGAAUCGAAUUCAGCUCAUUGUCACCAAGGUUUUAUCAGCAUGCAUUCGCAAAUCAGUGAAAAUGAAAUGCUCAAACGGUUUUGGGAAAUCGAAUCUGAUGCGCGUUAUGUUAAAGAAAGAAUACUUACCCAGGAAGAGCAAUUGUGUGAAGAAUUUUAUAAUCGUACCACUCAGCGGGACAGCACUGGUCGAUAUGUAGUUAAGCUACCAUUUAAAGAUGCUGAUCCACCAUGCAAAUAUGGGCACACCAGGGAAAUUGCACUCAAACGAUUUCAACUUCUUGAACGCCGUUUCAAGAAAGAUCCAGAGAUUAAGAAAAAAUACACUGACGUUAUUCAAGAGUACCUUGACCUCGGCCACAUGGAAGAAAUUCUCCCUGAAAACGAUAAGGAGAGAGCAGAAGCAGUGUACUUACCUCACCACGCUGUAGUUCGGGAGGAUAAGGCCACGACUAAAGUCAGAGUUGUGUUCGACGCUUCAUGUAAAGGGGUAAAUGGUGUAUCUCUUAAUGACUCAUUAAUGGUAGGCCCUACUAUCCAACCUGAUUUGCGUCAUCUGGUUAUGAGAUGGCGCCUCCAUCCAAUUGUGCUGUGUGCCGACAUUGUAAAGAUGUAUCGGCAAGUCAUCGUCGCCCCUGAAAAUAGAAAUUUCCAAAGGCUGCUCUGGCGAUGCGAUCCGGAAUCUGAAAUAAAGGAUUACAAAUUAUUAAGAGUAACAUUUGGAACUGCAUGCGCACCUUACCUCGCAGUGAAAACCUUGCAGCAGCUGGCGCACGACGAAGGAGACGAUUUUCCGCUGGUAUCUGAAAAAUUAAAGGAAGAUUAUUAUGUAGAUGAUUUUAUGUCAGGUUGUCAAACUGUAGAGGAAGGGAUAAGAAUUUAUAAGGACAUGAAAGGAUUAGUAGCGAGAGGGGGCUUUGAAUUGCAAAAAUGGAUGACAAACAAUAAAGAUCUUUCAAGAGAAAUUAAGGAAGAUAGAAGCAUUCAGAAGGUGGAAUCGGUGGAAAUAAAAAUGGAUGAAGUAAUGAAGAUACUUGGAAUUUCUUGGGAUAGAGAACGUGACAGUUUCAAGUACACAGUAACAUUUCCUCCGCAACCUGGAUCUGUAACUAAAAGAAAGGUUAUAUCAGAAAUAGCUCGACUAUUUGAUCCCCUGGGAUGGGUAGCACCUUGUGUGGUUACAGCAAAAAUACUUAUUCAAAAAUUAUGGUUAGCUGGAAUCGAUUGGGACGGUAGUUUACCUGAAGAGCUACUUAAAGAAUGGAAAAAUUACCAAGCUGAUCUGUUACACUUACCUCAAAUUGUUAUCCCACGCUGGUUUGAAACCAGAAGCAAGGCAGUUAUGGAACUGCAGGGCUUCUGCGACGCAUCUAAUAAAGCAUACGCAGCAGUUGUUUAUUUGCGAGUAAUUGAGGAAGAUUGUGACGUCAAAGUCCAUUUGGUCACCGCAAAAACCAAAGUUGCACCUACAAAACAGCUUUCGAUUCCACGACUGGAGCUAAUGGGAGCAGUAAUUCUAGCUAAAUUAAUAACUGAAGUUGCUGAAAUAUUGGGUAUUGAAAAGGAAAAUAUACACUGCUGGACCGAUUCAACAAUUGUACUAGCAUGGCUCAGUGGUCAUCCAAGUCGCUGGACAACCUUUGUUGGAAAUCGAGUCUCAGAAAUCUUAACGUUACUAGAAAACACACAGUGGGCACAUGUUCGUUCCGCUUGCAAUCCCGCAGAUAUAGCCUCCAGAGGCGUAACACCGACAGAACUUUCACAGUCUUCACUGUGGUUUCAUGGACCGUCGUGGCUCGCAAACGAAACAAUUAAUUACACUAAGCCGAAGUUAAUUUCAACUGAAUUGGAGAAGCGGUCAGUGAAAGCACAUGUAUCGACGUGUCAAGACGAUAAGCUGUGGACAAAAUUUUCAUCACUUCAAAGGUUAGUACGAGUAGUAGCUUACUGCAGAAGAGUUUUAGCAUCAAAUAAAAAGAGAACCACUUACCUGACAAGCGAAGAGAUUGCAAAGGCAUUAGAAAUUUGUAUUAAGAAGUUCCAACAACAAGCUUACAGUGAAGAAAUAGAAGAUAUUAAGAAAAAAGGAAGCGCAGUACACUUGGAGGCCAUAAGUGAUCUCACCUCUCAGGCUUUCAUAGCUGGUUACAAACGAUUCGUCGCUAGGAGAGGACAUUGCAGUGACAUCUGGAGCGACAAUGGUAAAAAUUUUGUCGGUGCAUCUAGAGAACUGAAAUGUUUGUUUAAUGCAGAACUAUCAUCGGUUGCCAGUGAAAUUAAAGAUUGGUGCAGUUCAAGUAGUGUCAAGUGGCAUUUCAUACCACCUCACGCCCCAAAUUUUGGUGGGCUCUGGGAGGCUGGGAUUAAGUCCACCAAAUUCCACUUGAAGAGGAUAAUUGGUGAGUCGACCCUCACUUAUGAAGAAAUGUCAACUCUCCUUGCUCAAAUUGAGGCCUGCCUCAAUUCCAGACCAAUCUCACAAAUCUCACAAAAUCCAAACGAUCCGAUUCCUCUAACACCCGGUCAUUUUUUAAUAGGCGAACCUCUGGUUCUUGUACCGGAUCGUAACUAUGAACGCUCCAAUAUCGGCACUUUGAAAAGAUGGCAGUAUUUACAAAGACUGACCCAAGAUUUCUGGCGACGUUGGUCGCAAGAAUAUUUAACUACUAUGGUUCAUCGUUACAAGUGGUCCCAGAGGGAACCUGAACCAAAGAUAGGAGAUAUUGUUAUAGUGAAGGAGGAUAACCUGCCUCCUGGUAAAUGGUUACUAGGUAAAAUUUUAAUGAAGCAUCCGGGCACGGAUGGAAUCACUCGAGUUGUAACUUUAAAAUGUAAGGAUUCUGUUAUAAAGAGACCAACGUGUAAAUUGUGCAUUUUACCUGUGACUGAUUAA
Trichoplusia ni (cabbage looper) is the source of this 3582-nucleotide messenger RNA. RefSeq lists its product as uncharacterized. Gene Ontology annotation, biological process: proteolysis. The record is from RefSeq and is a predicted model, not a curated record. NCBI's taxonomy places the organism in Eukaryota, Metazoa, Arthropoda, Insecta, Lepidoptera, Noctuidae. Gene Ontology annotation, molecular function: nucleic acid binding; aspartic-type endopeptidase activity. The transcript has 3 exons. The coding region runs from base 1 to 3582 and encodes 1193 amino acids.